This is a messenger RNA of Truncatella angustata, 330 nucleotides long. RefSeq lists its product as uncharacterized. The transcript has 2 exons. NCBI's taxonomy places the organism in Eukaryota, Fungi, Ascomycota, Sordariomycetes, Amphisphaeriales, Sporocadaceae. Bases 1 to 330 code for a protein of 109 amino acids. The record is from RefSeq and is a predicted model, not a curated record.
AUGGGUGCUCCGUCCGGUGCGACCCAGAUCCCCGCCAUCUUGAAGGGGGAUCAGUCGCCGGCAGCGGACUCGGAGCUGGGUAGCAAGGAUUACUCGAAGCUGCCAAUCGCCGUGACCUUGGGUGGCGGCUACGACGACGCCGGUACUGAGGUCAUUAUGAAGGCUGCCGCCGGUAUCAGGCCGGUGCCUUGGCUGCGAUCCGACCUGGCCAAGCCUGCGCCUCCGCUGGGGCCCGAGUAUGGCAAGGCUCUCGUCGCGCGCAUCAAGGUCCUACUGGCCAAGCUGGAAAAGGAAGGUAAGUUGAGUGAGGAGAUGGUCGUAUGGUACUAG